Molecule: messenger RNA, 4520 nt
Organism: Paramuricea clavata
Lineage: Eukaryota; Metazoa; Cnidaria; Anthozoa; Malacalcyonacea; Plexauridae
Source: the annotation of a GenBank genome assembly
CGUUUCUCUCGACCUCAAAUUGGAAAUUUAAACGCACUCUUUGCUUUAGGCGCUACGGCAGAUAGUGCGAAAACCUAAAUAAUGGAUUUGACUUUGAAAUAACCUCUAAAUCAUUAUUCUACAUCAAUGCCUCUUUAGAUUACUGAAGGAACUUCGGAUUUGCCGGCGAAUUUCACAUCUUCCGAGCAUGUAAUGGAUAGCAGACUAGGAUCACGUCCAACCCACAGCUCACGACUAAACGCAGAUGGGCCAAACAGUGAGUAUAUUUACACAAACGGCGAAAUUCAUCAUGGAAACGCCGAUGACAGUCGUUCUCGUUCGGACAGGAGUUUCCUCAGGGCACAGCAAAAAGCUGAAGAGGCCUUAAAUUUUAGUAAACAAGCUAGAACGGGCGAGAUAACCAAUGGCCCCACGUUGCCGAAAUUCACUAUGACACUCGUGGACGAUGAAACACCGCUGCCGAUAACUUCGGGACAAACAAGCCCGCGUCAAAGCGAAGCUGAACUUCCAGUGAGGCUAUUCAAAGCCGACAUAUCGGAAAAUAAACCGCCGUCUUAUGAUAGCAGUCAUCACAACACGAAGUCGAGGGAGAUACCUAUUGAGUUAAAGUGCUCAAUGUGCCAACGUGAAUACAGCGAACCGCGGCUCUUGCCGUGUUUACAUAGCUUUUGCUAUCGCUGUUUGGAAGAGGAGGUUUCGCAUCGCACGGAGAACCGAAUACGCUGUCCAAAAUGUCAGAGGGAUUUCGAUUUGGAGGUGAGUUUAGAAGAAUGUUUUCCUUUAUAACUACGUUCAUACUACUAACACAGCACGAAUUCGUCCGAUUCCAUUUGUUGAUACUGGAAAUCGUACGACACUCGACAGCUAUGAAGGCUAUGUUAUAUACAAAGCAAUAUAUUUGUUGCAACAUACAACGCAAUUUCUGUCAUAAAAUCAUAUAUAUAUAUCAUGUAUUAACAAAUAUAGUGGCCAUUUAUUUCAUUUUUGUCUAUUAAAAGUAUGUUAUGUAAAUAAAUUUCGGCAGAGUAGAAUGCGAGCCCAUCUGACAAUUUCCCUCCGGCUACCUUUUUAAAUAAUAUGGAUUAGGUCUCUGUAUCCGAAAUUACGUUGCAACUUGUAGCAAAAGUGUGUAACUUGGCUAUACUUGUGCCCGGAUCCGAACUCGAAAAGCGAAAUCAUACAAAUUUGCAUACGAUUUGAAUUUAUCCUCGGUUCUCGCGUGGGAACCCAUGGCCAGAACUCAAGUUUAACUCCAGAAUAUGUAUUUAAUUGUUCACUAAAAUAUCUGUUUUCACAAAGCAAGCGGUUGAAAGAGAACUAUUUUCAACUAAGCUGCCGUUGUUUGAGUAUGAACUUUAUCUAUCUGAAAGACUCCUGGCAGAAACUAUAUUAACGGCUGCUUAUUGUAGAAUUCUCCCGAAUCACGUUCGGGUCUUCUCCGAAACCGCUAUCUGUAAUGUUAUUGUCAUAAUUAUGAUCUAUUUUAGUGAUUCGAAUAUUCAUGUUAGUCUGUGUUUUUAAAAUUAAGGUAAAGUUAGUUACACGAGGCCAAUUUUGCUGCAACUUGCAGCCCAAUUUCAGAGAGGGAACCAUGCUGUAUGUAAAAAGUAGUCGAUGGUAAAUUGUGAAUAUGCAUGACCGGCAUCCGAUUCCACCGACACUUUCUGUACAUUGAAUACCCAGUGAAAAUGAAAGAAACAGGAUGAAAUUGUUGACAGAGUAAAGAGUGUGCCAUGCUCAUUAUUUCCUUAGCACGUGGGUGUUCCAAAAUAGUUGAAUCUAAUUUUCAGACAUUUUUAAGACUCAUUUCAACGUAAGUUGAACCAUUGUUGGCUAAAGUCCCUUAGACGUUUUUGAAUACAGACUGCAGUGUUUUAAGUUUCGAUCAAAGCUUUCAAAAAAAACUGGUUGUAGCAGCGCUGUAUUGAUUCGUAUUCGAUGUUGUUUAAUAUCACUUGACACAUUUAGUAUCGUUUGUAAACAUUUGUACGUCCAAACAUCGAUGAUAUAUUUUGCUUUCUCGAGCAUAAGAAUAUACACUACAAUAUCAAUGAGCCAAAUACAAUCCAAUAAGUAGUAUGUUGUAACUGUAUAGCACGUGACAACUUCAGUCCCUAUAUGGCGCUCAGGAAUUUUCCUCAAGUUAAAGCCAGACAAACAGCUUAUCAAGUAAUUAUCGCAACUAUAAAAUAGUCGAUUGUCUUUUGUCCGAUAGUCCAGACAGUUUUCUUUUUGUGAUGAUAAACUUGGCCAAGUCUGGAUUAGAUUAAGAUUUUUGCUCGAUAAUACGUUGCCCCAACAUUUAAAGUUUGCGGCGUUUUAGUCUUGUCUGAUGGUCAACAACGUUUAGCUAGUGCUUGUUACAAGUGCAUGUUAGCAGAAUGCAGAGGUCCAUAAACAUUUUCCAUUGUGAACAUGCACUAUAGUACGGGUGUUGCUUGGUAAGAAAAAGAUCAUGCUUGAUUCUUUUACUAUUGGUCAUCUUGAGUACUAUAAAGCCCUGAUUCCAUGGGGGCGCUUUUUCUCGGCGAAAUGCGAAAUAUUUCGCCUGUUUCUUUUGAAUUGUGGGCAAUCAAGUAGAAAUAAUUUAUUCGAGUGGUCACAAUUCAGAAGAAACAGGCGAAAUAUUCCGCAUUUCGCCGAGACAAAGCGCCCGUGGAAUCGGGCCUUAACACAAUUUGCGGCAAUGAGUGUUUUAAUAAAAUACGGUACAACUAUAUAGAAACUCCGAAAAUAUUCAUUUUAAUAUAAUUCAAUAUUAUAAUAAUAACCAUGCACUGAGGUAUGAAAAAUAAUUUGGAUUGAGACUUACAUGUCAAUUAUUGAAAACUUUAAAUUAAAGUCCUUUAUGGUUUCUUAUGACUUGUACAGUAAAAGUCAUGAGGUUUUGCCACUGCAAUACUUGUGACGUCAUAGAUCCCUGAUCUUUGAUAUGUAAAUGAGCUGCAUACUGAUAUGUAAAUGAGCUGCAUGCAUUAUUUAAUGGUUAAAGGCCAUGCAUGUUACACGGUGCAAUUUUUCUUGCAACUUGCAAUGCAAUUCUACUCUUGUGAGAUGUAAAAUUGCCAAAUACGAGUCUUCAUCACACUCCGCUGAUGUUUUCUCAACAUAUCGAAAAUUCUUCACUGAUUUCACUAAUUAACAUCUCUCAAGAGUAGAAUUGCAUUGCAAGUUGCAAGAAAAAUUGCACCGUGUAACAUGGCCUUAAGAGUUGUUAUAUACCAACUGAUAAUGUCUAAAUGUGCCCAGGGCCGCCGAGGGGGGGGGACAGGGGGGGGGAUUGCCCCGAGGUGCUUGGGGCCCCUGAAAAUUUUUUGUUGGGCCCCAGUCUUUUUUGUGUGUUAAAUAUUUCCGCGCAACGGACAAGAUAUCUUUUUUCUUGGGCUAAGUACCGAAAUUUGGCAUAAAAAAUGAGAUAAAGUCCCUGGAAAGCAAUUGCAGCGUACUCGUCCGGAAAAUUUUUUACUCCGGAAAAUAUUUUUUACCCCUAAAAUGGUACACUGACAUUAAAUUUUUUGGCGACGGGGGGGGGUUGUUCUCCGGAAAAAAAAUUUUUCCUGAAAAAUUUUUUGGAUAGGAGGCCACAAAAAUUUGCCCCGGGCCCCCGCCAACCUCUCGGCGGCCCUGACUUGAUGUCCUACGUGAAACUAAACUACGUGUCCUACUUUGGUUUUGAUAAAUGUAAAUCAUGAAGCAAGUAAAUAUGAAAAUCAUGCAACCUACACAAAACAGUGUUUUCUGGAGCAGAUAACACUGUUUCCAGCAGGUUGAGCAAGCGGAAUGUAAUUUUUUAGCAAGCGGAAAUUUUAAACACAAGAAUAAAAACAAGAAAAAAUAACAUGAACGAACGGCAUUUUUGUGAAUAUAUUUUUGUGCAAAAAGUUUUAUUUUUAGACAUUAUUUUUGUGAAUAUAUUUGUUUGAAUGUUAUUUUAAAAUUUGUGCAUUUUUGACAUUUUUAUUGGUACUUUAGCAUCAGGCAAAUAAGUUUUCUAAUAUUUUUAUGCUAAAGUUAUUGUGAUAUUAAACAUAGUUUUCACUGCUUUUCUUGAGAACCAAGCGUUGUUUUGUGUGUACAAAUAAUUGUUUAAUUAAAGGUGUUUAGUGAAAAUGCAAUGUAUAAUAAUAAAAACAGUUGUUGAAUUUGCUUUUGUAAUAUCCCAAAUUAUCAAGGUCUCGGUAAGUGUUCUCAGUCUCGCCAUUAAUUCGCACUUAUGAAGUUAUGGACUUAUCUCGACCUUAAUAAAUACGGAUAUCACAAAAACCUCAUCCAGUACUGACUGUCUCUACAUCGAUUUUCAAUUUUAGCGUUUUCUCAGCGUGAAAGGUUUGCCACCAAACUUCGUCGUGACCACAUUGAUAGAUAAAGCAGCAUUGGAACGUUUCGAGCUGGAACCGGUUUCCUGCAGUAGCUGUGAGGAAAAACUGCCUGCAACUGUGCGCUGUACGGAUUGUAUGGACUAUCUCUGUUCGACAUGUCAUAUUGCACAUCACAGAUUGAGAUUAACUAAAGGUCACCAG